CAAAAAUGGCGGAUUGAUGACCUAGCUACCACUUCUUUCGUUCAAUGAAAAUUUCGAAAAAGCUCUCUUAUAUGAGGCUUCAAAGUUUCGCACAUUAAACAAUGCCGAGCCUUGAUGUUCACGUUGCCUUGUCAGAAGCUCUAGAGGUUCAGGGUGGGCCUUUGAGAGAACCUCAGAUAUGGGCUGUGCUCUGCCAAACUGCAGAGGCCAUUCAAGAUUUAUUUAUCAAAGAUUUAGUCCAUGAUGGCCACAUGCCCAGGUAUCUCAUCACUCCAGACACAUUACUUUUCUGUCACAACGGCAGAAUCAAAUUUGGGAAAACUUCCUUUCGAGACUCUAGGAAUGAGAGAUACAUUCCCCCGGAACUGUUCACAAACCCUGCAAUGACAGAGGAAGUGGUAGACAAGAUGUUUGUGUUCAGCCUGGGGAUUACACUGUAUGCUGCAGGAGACUAUGGACUCUCCCCAGAAGAAGAUAUAAAUCUCAGUCAGACCUUAGAUUCACUAAUCAGCUCUAUGUGUGAGGAGAACCCUACUGAUAGAAUAGCCUUGGUUCAUAUCUUGGAGACAUGUAGCAAUCAUGCUGGAAGAUUUACAGCUGGAUAUUCUUAUUCUCACUAUGUGUCCCACCUUUAUAAACUAGUGCUGGGAAGCACAGGAACUAUAACAGCAAUAUUUCCUGAAGAGGAGGACGAAAACAGAUUUCAAGGCAAAAGAAAAUCUUUCAGCCCCUCAGAUUCAGGUCUCUCUCUUUCGCGAUCACGGUCAAGGUCACCUCACCAAAAAGCUGAGAAAAGAAUGCAGUCACAAAGGAAAGAAAGGAGAAUUAGGGAAGAAGGAAAGUCAGUAAGAAGCAGAAAGUCCAGAUCAACCAGACAAGAUGAAGAUUUGGAAUCCAGCACAAGCACUGUUAAUUCAAGACAUCAGCAAACACAUUUCCCUCCAACCAGGGAACGUUUAGCUCACCUUGGUAGAGCAGAGAGGUCAUAUCAUUUGUCUGACAUCACCUUUGGUUCCCAUGGCAACACAGAUUACCAUGCCAGUGGGAUGAACAUCCCUCCUGGACUGGAACAGCAGAUUUCUCCUAACAGUUCUCAGGGCAGCAAUUGGGGGGAAAGACAUUCUUCGAGAUCUGUGGAAGAAACAUACAAUAGACUGAAGGAGAGGAGGAGGAAACUUGCCAUCUUAAGACAUGGUUUGAAUCUGGAAGAUUACUCCAGCAGGGAUGGCAUUCCUCUCAGUGAUUUGUCUUCUGAUUUUGGGGAGAGAAAGUCUCUUAUUUCAGCUAAUUCUUACACUUAUGGGAGCUACCGUCCUGACCUGUAUGCUAGGUAUGGGUCAGAGGUUGCGCUGAGGAUGGGUCAUGACUCUUCUAGUGACCCUCACGGCAGCAGCCUGAGUAGUGAGCCUCAAUACCCCAUGAAGCAAGCCAGGCUGGAUGCUCCCAUAGUCCAAAGACACUUAGAUACUGAGUGGAUGGGAGAGGCAGCAGGCCCAGCAAGGCUUCCAUCCACUAUAGAUAUAGACCCUGAUCCUAGGUACAGGAACCCUGCCUCCUUGAUGGGUAAGAGGCAGACAAUAACUGACAACAGUAAGCAGGCAGGACCAUACUCUCAUGACAGUGAUGGAAAAAAGAAACCAAAGGCAAAACAAAAGAAACACAACCUAAGCAACAAAAAGAACUAUGUUGGACCAGAGUUUGUUGCAAAUGCAAGUGAACCAGUGAUUGAAUUAAACCUGCCUCAGAAUUCAUCUUCCAAAGGCUCGGCAAAUAACAGAGAGAUUUUGGUGAUAUUAUUAGAUGGUCACAAGGUCCAUCUGUCCUGUAGUCCUAAUACUACUGGGAAGGCAUUAUUUGAUUUGAUCGUUACCUACAUCAACCUGCCUGAAUAUCACUUUUUCGGACUCACCCAUGUAAAAGAUGGAGAGCAUACCUUUAUUGACCCAGAAACCAAGCUCCACAAGGUGGCACCAGCAGGCUGGAAGGAGCCAGCCAAAGGGCAGCAUUCAGCUGUGGUUUUCACUGUCUUCUUUAGAGUGAAGUUCUAUGUAGAUGCCAGCGCUUUAAGGCAUCCAAUGACAAGGCAUCUCUUCUACCUACAAGUUAGAAGGGACAUCUUAGAAGACAGAACACACUGCAAGGAUGAAGAUGCCCUCUCUCUCACUGCCCUGGCUCUCCAGGCAGAAUAUGGAGAUUACAUUGCUGAGGCUUACGGCAGGAAUUAUUUUCGCCCUGAAGAUUAUUUGCCUCAGCGUACAAUUCGUAAGCUUGGCUCAGGCUACCUAAGGGACAAUCUUCCCUCUCUACACAAAGGACAUCUUGGUGUAUCUGAUAUAGAUUGUGAAACAGGAUUUUUGAAAGAGGCUCAAAGGCUUACAGAGUAUGGCAUUCAUUAUUACAAGGUUCUAAAGAACAAAGGUGACAAAACCAGCACAGUGUUGGUGGGUAUUGGUAUCCAAGGUGUUGCUCUAUUGGAGAGCAGAGGGGGACUACGACGUGUAACACACCAACACCCAUGGCAGUACACUCAGAAAAUAUCCUUUAAUCGUCGGAAAUUCAGCAUUCAGCCAAAAUCCGAUGUAGGAAACCUGAAACUUGGAAAGAUAACUUACUACACAGACAGCUACAGGAAAGGGCGCUACCUGCUGCAGCUGUCAACAGCACACCACAGGUUUCUCAUGAAGAUUAGGUCCAGGGCAAACCUGUCACACAUGUUCCAGAGAGAAUACCCCUAUGACAGGGAAGAAUACAUGCAGAGACAAGAGGUCAGUUCAGAGGAUAAUUUCAGCUCCGAGGAGGAAGAGCCGGUUAAGGAUGAUGAGGAUGACAUUGAGAUAAUGGAGGAAGAAGCUCCCUAUGCUGUGGUAAGGCAAACUAGGGCCUCCUAUGACACUGUAGAUGUCCCACACAGGAGUCCUCCCUUUGUGAAUGAGCAUGAAGGAGAUGAUAGAAUACAACAGCUAGGCAUGCAGGAACCACAAAGAAUAUCAAGGGCAUAUGAGGAAAUUUCAGUACCAGCAGAGCCUUUGUACACAGCAGUGCACAAACAGCGGCUGGCCAAGCAGGAACACCCAUUUGGAACACCACUAAAGAGUGAAAAUGCCAGGGUCAUAGAUGCAAGUAUAAGAUCCAGAGACCGGACAUUAUUUUCCAAUACUGAUGAGACAAUUAGUGAUUCCUUACAAGAAAGACUUGACAAUCUCUCUCCACCAGAGGUGAAAGAGAGAAGGAUAGUGGUGGUGUCAUUGUCCAAGCCUGCAGACAAAGGUCUGGGUAUCCUUAUAGCUGGUGGGGAUGGCAAGGCACUAGAUGAAGGAAUCUAUGUGAAGUCUGUGAUCCCAGGGAGUCCAGCAGAUGUGGAUGGCAGGAUACGUCCUGGAGACCACAUCAUAGCCAUCAAUGGACAAAGCAUGGAGGAAAAAACUCAAAAGGCUGCUUUGAAAAUCAUCAAGGAAGCUACAUUCAAGGUUGACUUUGUGCUGUCACAAGUAAAGGAUGUGAACAAUACAAGUGGUUCAUCGGGGAGGUCGCAAGUUGCAGAGCAGGCAGAGAAUGUCAGUCAAAAUGAGGACAGACAGAGGAGUAUUGAAGAGUCAAAAAUAAAACCAAAAAUAUUGACUGUUCUAUCUAGAACCCCUGGCACAGGUGAUAGUCUGUCAGCUCAAGGACAGCCUGUGAGUGUUAACAGUGCACCCAUAGGGGGCAGCACUGUGAAAGAACAGGAUGCAGAUGUUGAUGAGGAGGAUGAGGAGGAAGACGAGAAUUCUGAUUGGGGCAUGUCAUCUGCUGAGGAAUCUGACAUGGAGGUGGCAGACAUUUUACCCCAGGAGAAAAACACCCCUUCUAAACCUCCAAGGAAAAAGAAAGUAGAAGACAGCAGCAAUAAUAAUCCCUAUGAACCUGUUGACUUUGUCACGCAGCCAAAGAUUGAUCACAGAAAAACUCCCGUUGAAGCCAGAUCCACACCCCAACAGCUCAGAGGGGGCACUCCAGAGGUGAGGAGGACCCCACAGAUAGCAAAUGAGGUAAUAAUGAAGAGUGUCGCCCCUGGGAGGCCACAGAAUGCUACCCCUGUGAGAAUGACACCCCAGAACAUGGUGGAAUUAGUCAGACCCCAGGGACAUGGUGGUGGACAGUCAGAAAAUAUACCAGGCAAUACAAAUACUGGGAGGAUAUCUAAAAAUGCUCCUGAAGGUGUGUUUAGUCAUUAUUUUACUGAAAUGAAGGUUGCUCAAACCCCUGGCACAGGUGAUAGUCUGUCAGCUCAAGGACAGCCUGUGAGUGUUAACAGUGCACCCAUAGGGGGCAGCACUGUGAAAGAACAGGAUGCAGAUGUUGAUGAGGAGGAUGAGGAGGAAGACGAGAAUUCUGAUUGGGGCAUGUCAUCUGCUGAGAAAUCUGACAUGGAGGUGGCAGACAUUUUACCCCAGGAGAAAAACACCCCUUCUAAACCUCCAAGGAAAAAGAAAGUAGAAGACAGCAGCAAUAAUAAUCCCUAUGAACCUGUUGACUUUGUCACGCAGCCAAAGAUUGAUCACAGAAAAACUCCCGUUGAAGCCAGAUCCACACCCCAACAGCUCAGAGGGGGCACUCCAGAGGUGAGGAGGACCCCACAGAUAGCAAAUGAGGUAAUAAUGAAGAGUGUCGCCCCUGGGAGGCCACAGAAUGCUACCCCUGUGAGAAUGACACCCCAGAACAUGGUGGAAUUAGUCAGACCCCAGGGACAUGGUGGUGGACAGUCAGAAAAUAUACCAGGCAAUACAAAUACUGGGAGGAUAUCUAGAAAUGCUCCUGAAGCAGAGAAUUCUGAGCUGGAGAUGAGCCCCACCCCCCAGGUGGCAGUACCCAGGAGACAUCAGCUGGAUACAGACGAUGAGUUCUCAACACCAGACAUCAUCAAAAACACCCCACAACUUCAGCCACAGAGACCUAACAGCAACUUCAGUUCUGCCAUGGGCAGCAGUCCUGCCAGUAUGGGAGGCUAUGAAACCAGCACAUCGGCUCAGUCCCACCAGUCACAGGAGCUCAAGACUGGAGACAAGUAUGAGGUGGUCCUGGAGAAGAUGCAUGGUAGUUUGGGACUCAAUGUCACUGGUGGUAUCAACACAAGUGUCAAGUUUGGAGGUAUUUAUGUCAAGUCCCUGGUGCCAGGAGGGGCAGCAGAGAGAAUCAGGAAGAUCCAGAUAGGUGACCGUGUGAUCGAGGUCAAUGAGGUCAGUCUGGAAGGGGUGACACACAAGCAGGCCGUGGAGACCCUCAGGAAUGCCCCACACAUCUGCAGGUUGUCCAUGGAGAGAGGGGAGCCCCUGCAGACCAAAAUGGAAAGCCCACACUUUCUGAAGUCUGACACUCCCACAACACAAAAGACGGAUUUCUCAGAGGACAUGGCUGUUGAGCCCCCUAGCACUGGGAGAAUAGAUGACACACAUUUGUAUGACUUUGUCACUGAAGCCAACACAUUUGAGGUUUUUUUGAAAAAGGGUCGAUAUUUUGCAGAAAACACGUAUGAAGUGCCACUGAUAAAGGGCAGCAGUGGUCUAGGGUUUAGUGUACUAGGUGGGAGAGGAGCGCACCCCACUGACCCAGUGCGCUGUAUUGUGCGGGUACGGAAAGUGUUCCCCCUGGGUCCUGCCGCUGCCAGUGGGAGGCUGGAAGUGGGGGACGUCAUUCUGGAAGUCAACGGUACCAAAGUCAGAGGUCUAACACAUGGGGAAACUGUGACACUACUGAGGACAGCGCCAUCAGAUGUCAAGCUGCUGAUCUGCAGGCCAAGCCCUACCCAGCUGCCACCUAUUGUAGACAGGGGGAGGGAGUCUCCAUUUGAAGACAGGGUCCCAACUCCCAAGAGCAUGUCACCAGCGACAGUGGCAUCAGGUCUGUCAGUAGUCCAGGAAUCCCAGUCUCCCAUUAAGUCACCACUGCCCAUAUCACCGUUGGUGUCUAGUCCAGCCAAGUCACCAUUCCAUCAUAGUGGGACACCAGUCCAGCAACAAGGUGUGAAAUCACCUCCUCCAUUCUCUGGCUCAGCACAACAGACUAUGAGACCCACUGUUGAGGAUCGCCCUGCCAGCAGCAUGUCCGAGUCCUCCAGUGAAGAAACCGAGACAGAACAUUCGGUCAGUCCAGACCAGUGGACAAGAGGUCAGAGUACAGUUGACCAGUCUGAAAGGACGUCUGAUGUGUCAGGCAGACAGACACCUAUUGGGCAAGUAGAACAUAUGACCAUGACGGAAGACUCUCCACCUAGUUUACUAGACAGUGACCAGAGGAUUGAGUCUCCACAUAAGUUUGUGUCCAGACAGGAGAGUGGCCAGUCCCAGGGUGUUGCUCCAUAUGUUUCCAAACAGUCAUCUCAGAGAUCUGUUAGAUCUCAGCCAAAAGUGGUUUCCCGAGCUGACAGCAUCCAGUCCAGUGAGUUUUCUAGAACAGAAAGUGUAGCAUCUGACAGUGAUGCCUCUGCCCCUCCCAGUCCAACUCCUGCAGACUCCAGUGAGGAGGAGGAGGAGGAGGACGAGGAAAGUGGAGAGGAGGAGGAGGAGAGUGAAGCUUUGGAUGUACCACCACCACCAAUGAAACCUGGGGAGUUUGAGGUGACAUUGAUAAAGAGCAUCAGGAGUGGCUUGGGGUUCACAGUGGCUGGGGGAACCAUGACAACAGGAGGUUGCUAUGUGAAGGCAGUGGUGCAAGACCCAGCGCUGUCAGACGGCAGGAUGCAAGCUGGGGAUAAGCUUAUCUUGGUGAAUGGUAAAGAUGUGACAGGUUUUAGCCACUUUGACUGUGUGUCCUUCUUAAGGAAUACUCCUCAGGAGGUCACCAUCAGGCUGCACAGAGGGGAACCCCCCAAACCUGCUCAGCAGGACAAAAAGCAGGGCCAGCAGAGCUUCUAUCCAGAAUCUUCAUCAGAGAGUGAGGAAGAGGAGGAAGAUGAAGAGGAGGAGGAUGCUGAGGAAGUAGAAAAAACCAAAUCUGUCAAAGACCUUGCUGCUGAAUUUGAGACUAAUAAAGAUGUGAUUAAGCCACAUGAUUACAGGUCAGUCUCCCACAAACAGCAGCCCUUGGAGGCACCCUCAUCCCCUGAGGGUCACCCUGGUGGUAGUGGUCAAGCCGGAGGGGACACCUCCUUGUCAUCGCUGGACCACAGUAAGAGGUCAGUGGCCAGCCGGAGCAGUGUGUCUUCUUGGGGGGACAUUAGCCUGCCCCUCUCUGACACGGACGACAACAAGCAACAGAUAUCUGGUAUAGCAAUUCAGCUCACAAAGUCUGGCAAUGAAGGUUUUGGCUUUGGGUUGGUUAGUGGUCCAGGUGGCACAGGUGUGUAUGUAAAGACUAUUGCUUCAGGAGGCGUGGCAGACAGAGAUGGACAGCUACAAGUAGGGGACCAUUUAAUCAAGGUAAAUGAAGAAUCAGUCCAGACCUGGACACAUAACCAGGCGGUCAAUCUGCUCAGAAAGUCAAGUGGUCAGGUGACCCUUGUGGUGGAAAGAUCCUCAUCCAAAGAACACUCUCCAAUUUCAAAACAGAAAACACUACAAGAGGAAGAGGGGGAGACGGGGGAGGGUAGUGAUGAGGAGGAAGAGGAAGAAAUCAAAAAUUUGCUCCAGCCUAAAUUUCCUCAAGACAAAGCUGGUAGCAGUAGUGAUACUGACAGUGACGUGGACUCUACUGCUUUAGAUGCAGAUGAAGAUGGCGAUGUUUUCACUGGGCAACCUUCUCAUGAGAGACUGGUGGCUCCACCUUUACCAUUGUCAAAGCCACCAUCACAAACCAACCAUGAAGAAACUGAAAAUGUAAUGCCACCUCCUCUUCCCCCGUCUCCUCCUCCAGAUUCAAGUUCAGAAGAUGAAGAAAGUGAGGAUGAGGAGAAGGAAGAGAAUGAGGAGGAGUUAGUGCCUGGUGGGUUGACAGGUCCUAAAAGCAACACUCCUCUUCUCCCAAAGGCACCGCCACCUGGGGCUUCCUCAGAUGAGGAUUCUGACUCCUGGGGAGAUGAUUCUGAUAAUUCCCUUCCAGAUGGACAAGACAAGAGGGAAGAAGUAAAACAAGUGAACAGUAGCGAAGAGGAGAGUUCCAGUGAAAAAGAGGACACUGUCCCCCAAACCAUCACAGAUGGAUGGGUGUCCCAGCUGCCCAUAGUGACCCCUGUCCCUAGUGGUCAGUAUUCUGGCAAAGCCCUACAGAGUGUGAUCUCCCAACUGACGACCAAGCUGAAAAGAGAUGAUCCAGUGGAGGAAUACAAGAAUUUGCGCCAGGUAAAGCUCACAGACAAUUGUGAUGAUGCCAAGGCCCCAGAAAACAAGAGCAAAAACCGAUACAGGAAUGUUUUACCAUAUGAUAGCAAUCGAGUGAUCCUGACUGGAAGUGAUGACUACAUCAAUGCCAGCCACAUCAAGCUCACUGUGGGCAAAGAAGAACACCAGUACAUAGCCUGCCAGGGCCCCCUGCCGCAGACCACGGGAGAUUUUUGGAGAAUGGUGUGGGAGUACAAAGUCCAGAUGAUUGCCAUGGUUACGAUGGACAUGGAGGCAGGGAAGGUCAAAUGUCACUGUUAUUGGCCAGAGUCCAUGGAGACCCCCAUGCAAGUGUAUGGCAGGUACCAGCUAAGCCUGUUGAGGGAGACCAUACUGCAGCAUGUCCACAUCAGAUAUCUUAAACUGGAGGACACCAAGACCAGUAAGAGCCAGGAGGUGAUCCACCUAAACUUCACCUCCUGGCCGGACAAUGGGGUGCCUCAGACAGCUACACCCUUGCUGCAGUACAUCCAGUUGCUGCAUGCCCUUCAUGAGUCUGGCCCAGUGGUGGUUCACUGCAGUGCAGGGAUUGGAAGAACUGGGACCCUGAUCACUAUAGCCACUGCACUCACAAGUAUAGAGAAAAAUCUCAAGUUUGACAUUUGUGAAAUUGUAAGUGAACUGAGAAAACAACGGCCUGGCAUGAUCCAAACUAAGGACCAGUACCUGUUCUGUUACACAGCAUGCAUAGAAGCCCUAGGUACAAUCACAUCCUAAACCCACUGAUUAUAUGGGAUGCCAGUCCUGAGUCUGAAAUGAAGCACAGAUAUUUGAAAGAUGCUCUUGGUUAGAAUGUACAGGAGUUGUGCAGUAUUGCUACAGAAUACUCAAUUGAUUCUGAUAUUUCCAUGUAUACGAAGUACAGGUUAUUUGUACCUGAUGAUCAAGCAGAGAUGCAAUUAAAUUAGCUUUUAGCAAAAAAAAAAAAAAAACUGUAGGAUGUCAUAAUAAGUCAGUUUUGCAUCCCUUUUUUUCAUACAAGCUACUCGUUAAUGUCACCAUUGUAUGAUUAGCAUUUGUGUUAUGUAAAUGCACAAGGAAAAAGUACCUAUAUUGGCUGAAAAGUGGAAAAAAGUCUAUGUAUGUUUUCAUAUGAAAAUGUUUGUUCAUGUAUAGAGGUCACACUAUGAUCUGCAAUUUGAUUGUAUUGGUUGCUAGGAAGCAAAUUAAGAACGAGAUUAUGGUAUUAUUCAUAACAAGUUAAAAAGAAAUCAUCUUUGGAAAGUGUACUAUAUUAUCAUUAUUAGAUUUAUUUUUUACUUGCAUACAAUUAUAUAUAUUAUGUAAAAAGGAUAUAAAAGAAAAAUAUUUCAGAUUUUGUUUAUGGGCAAUUAAUUUGCUUAAAGGCUGGUAAUGAUAUGCCUACAAUUUUGUAAAUUCUUUAACUAAGGCAUUAGCACAACCAUUUUGGUUUAUAUUAACGGUAUGAAAUCAGUAAGCCAAGUUUACAAUUGUUUAAUUAAAUUUGUUUAAAAUUUUAUUCUAGCAUCACAGCACCAGUUUAUGUUCAUUUGUAAAAUAUGUCUUAAACACUAUUUAUUUGUUGUAAUUUACUUUACUUUUUUAUAGGAAUUGUAACUAUUGAUAACACUCAUUAGGCUGGUUAGGUUAGGUCAGUAUAUAUGCCGACUUAAGAAUAAUGUAAAAUACUUAGAGUUACAAGCAAAAUGUUUGUUUCCUGAAAAAUUGCAAUUAAGUUACUGCUCAGAACUGUAAACUAUGGAUAUAAUACAAAAAUGUACUUAUUAAUUUAAUCAAUAGAAAAAAUCAGUAGGUGACAUUUUGAUAUUUAGAACACAAGCUUAAUUAAUUUCUGAUACAUUUUUUUUUCAAUUGUGAUUUUUUCCCGUCCUUUCUCUUAUUUUAUAAGCUUUGGUUCCAAAGUUGCCAUAGCAUUUAGGUGAGUAGGCUGCCAAUUGACUUUAUUGGUCACUUUUUUCAGACCCCCCUCCGUCCGACCCCCUAGCCGGGUCCAGAUGAUACCCAACCGUAGGAUUUAUUUGCAUUUUUUAUUCAUACUUAUACGUUUUACAUACUUUUCAAAUGGGUAAUAGAAUACUCUUUGUGUCUUUAGUAAGAUACAAACCAAAAUAAAUAGAAUUUUGCUCAAAGAUA
Messenger RNA from Lingula anatina, 10403 nucleotides. RefSeq names its product tyrosine-protein phosphatase non-receptor type 13. Gene Ontology annotation, cellular component: cytoskeleton. Gene Ontology annotation, molecular function: protein tyrosine phosphatase activity; protein binding. The record is from RefSeq and is a predicted model, not a curated record. NCBI's taxonomy places the organism in Eukaryota, Metazoa, Brachiopoda, Lingulata, Lingulida, Lingulidae. Gene Ontology annotation, biological process: protein dephosphorylation.